AGAUCCUGAACCAUGCAAGCCAGUGGCGACAGCGGCGAACAGUCUCAUGCUCUCCACUCCUCAAUGACCACCACAGCAGCUUCUCAGGAUACGGCCUGGUCCAGCAUAUGGAAACCUUGGGAUCAUCUCAUCGCUGGUCUUGGAUCGAAUCAGUGGCGCUGCGUAGUCUGAUGGCCUCUGGAAGAGUAUCCCCAGAUGUGAAGGUGGAGAGUGAAGAUGAGGAGAAACCGUACCAGUGUUCACACUGCGACAAGAGAUUCAGUGAUUCAGGAAACCUGAAGUCACACAAGAAUAUCCACACUGGAGAGAAAACACACAGAUGCGAUCAGUGCAGCAAAACAUUUUUAAGGCCUUCAGAGCUGAAGAACCAUCUUAGAGUUCAUACAAACGAGAAGCCUUAUUCAUGCUCUGAGUGUGGAAAGAGUUUCAGACGUCUGUCAAAUUUAAAAGCACAUCAGAAGAUCCACACUGGUGUUAAAAAGCAUGUGUGCCUUGACUGUGGGAAGAGUUUUAUUAGAGUUGGAGAGUUGAAAAAUCACCAGAGGAUUCACACCGGAGAGAAACCGUACAAGUGUUCACACUGCGACAGGAGCUUCAGUCAGUUACAAAUAGUGAAAGUACAUGAGAGGACUCACACCGGAGAGAAACCGUACACUUGUACUGAGUGUGGGAAGAGCUUCAAACAAUCACCAAGCUUUUAUCGACACAUGCUGAUCCACACUGGAGAGAGAACACACAGAUGUGAUCAGUGCAGCAAAACCUUUCUCUGGCCUUCAGACCUGACGAGACAUCUGAGAGACCAUACAAACGAGAAGCCUUAUUCAUGUUCAGAGUGUGGGAAGGGUUUUACAGAGCAGUCAAGUUUAAGAAAACAUCAGAAGAUGCACACUGGUGUCAGAGAGUUUGUCUGCUUUGAGUGUGAGAAGAGUUUUAUUAGAGCUGCAGGUUUGAGACAACACCAGAGGACUCACACUGGAGAGAGACCUUACGUGUGUUCAUGCUGCAACAAAACAUUCAGAUAUUCAGGACACCUGAAAGCACAUGAGCGCAUCCACACUGGAGAGAAACCGUACACCUGUACUCAGUGUGGGAAGAGUUUCAGUGUCUCAUCAUCCCUUAAUUCACACAUGCUGAUCCACACUGGAAAGAAAAUUCACAAAUGUGAUCGAUGUGGCAAGACGUUUUUGAGGGCUUCACAGGUGAAGAAACAUCUUCGAGUUCAUACAAAGGAGAAGCCUUUUCAAAAAAUUGACCUUCCUGAAAACGCUCUUCUGCAUUCACAACACAGGAUUUCACAGUUAAAUGUGUGUGUUAAUGAAUUCCAGUGAUUUGUGAAUAGAGCACAAGUCUCAUUCUUGCAGCGAAGACAUCUCAAGGGUUGAUGUAGACUAAUAAGGUCAGAAAAUCCAGCAGUGCUUUGGAAUAUAUCAUUUCUGUGACUCCACUGUGUUUUAUAAAUGCACAAAAAAGAAAUGUUACGCCUGAAAUAUAUUCUCAAUAAUUGUGUCCACGAAAGUUUUUUUUUUAUCCAGCUUCAGAAUCUCAGGUGCUCUUCUGGUACUGUACAGCUGGUGGUGCUUGAGAUGCUUUAGUGGCACAGCGUUUAAUAACAGUCGAUUUGUUUGCCAUGAUUUGAAUUCCAUUACUAUAGAAGCCCAUUCCCGCCACUGAAUAAAAUAAAUACAAUUUUUAAAAACAAUUAUAAAGUCAGAAUUGCAAGUUAUUAAGUCAGAAUGGCGAGUUAUGUCACAAUUCUGAGUUAAGUCCAAAUUCCGAGUUAUA
Danio aesculapii is the source of this 1782-nucleotide messenger RNA. RefSeq names its product zinc finger protein 501-like. Gene Ontology annotation, biological process: regulation of transcription by RNA polymerase II. Bases 108 to 1328 code for a protein of 406 amino acids. Gene Ontology annotation, cellular component: nucleus. Gene Ontology annotation, molecular function: RNA polymerase II transcription regulatory region sequence-specific DNA binding; DNA-binding transcription factor activity, RNA polymerase II-specific. The transcript is spliced from 2 exons. The record is from RefSeq and is a predicted model, not a curated record. Lineage: Eukaryota; Metazoa; Chordata; Actinopteri; Cypriniformes; Danionidae.